This is a messenger RNA of Notolabrus celidotus (New Zealand spotty), 1078 nucleotides long. RefSeq names its product telomere repeat binding bouquet formation protein 2 (gene terb2). The record is from RefSeq and is a predicted model, not a curated record. Gene Ontology annotation, biological process: homologous chromosome pairing at meiosis; meiotic attachment of telomere to nuclear envelope. Bases 182 to 751 code for a protein of 189 amino acids. NCBI's taxonomy places the organism in Eukaryota, Metazoa, Chordata, Actinopteri, Labriformes, Labridae. The transcript has 7 exons. Gene Ontology annotation, cellular component: nuclear inner membrane.
AGAGCCCUUGAACGCUGAUCUACGGAUCAGCAUUUAGUUCAAAUUACAUUUUUGAGAGGAAAAUCAGAAGCUAGCUGUAAUAUUAUUUGCUAAAUAUUAUAUGUUCAACUUAUUGUCUGAAACUAUCUAAAUGGCCGCCGGCUGAACUCAGUGGGACUCAGGUUAAAACAUAGCUAACAGUAUGUUUGGGAACAAGUCUGCCUGGUUUUCAAGCAGUGUGCCUCAAACACGACAAAACAUGUGGAUUGUGGAAGGUGGGACCAUUACUUGUUGGAGGAAAGCAGAUUACCUCUUCAGUGAGGAUGCUUCAUGUCCUGAUACUCUGAGGAUAUUUGAGAGCAAGGAUUACCUUUGGAAUAAGGUGGUGGUUUUCCACAGCCGGUUUCUGUCUGUCUGUGAGGAGCGCCAGAGUGUGAAGUCUGUGUGUAUCGGUCAUUAUGUGCUGCCCCCAGCCUCAGUGCAGGAUGAGGUGAGAGAGGUGGUUGGGAGGUUGAUUUGGGAGAGUGAAGAUGAGCUGUCGGUGGUCCAGGUUUCCCCUAAGAGCUGUAGCUGCCAAAUUGAUGACAGUUCUAGCACAGACUCAUCUGAAAGUGAAGCUCCUCCAUGUGGUCAUUAUCUAGACAGUGACAAACUUACAGGAUACAUCAGCAUGGACAACCUGAAGAGAUAUUCUGGUGAUCUGGCUGAUUAUCAUCCUGGUUGUUUCCGGUGCUCUAACUGUGAGGCUCAUUACUGCUUGCAGCAGACUUAAAAAAAAAACAUACAAUAAAAGAAGGCUGCUUCAAGAGGGACAAGUAGUAGUUGUGCUGUUCUUAGUAGCAAGGUAGUUAUUAUUUACUGUGUUUUCCCUUCUGAUCUUCACUUUGAAAUAAUUUCCCCAAUUGGUGAUCAAUAAAGUCUAUAAAUCCUAUUGUAUAGAAAUAAAUGUGUUAUGAUCUCUCUCAAACGAUACUGAAAUACCUUGAAUAUCCGACUUUAGCUGACAUCAAAAGCUACGAGUAUGUCACAGAAUUAUUUCAGCACCACAUAUAUUCCAGGAACAAAAGUGAAAAUUGAAUAAAGCCCCAAAACAACAUGA